This is a messenger RNA of Telopea speciosissima, 2220 nucleotides long. Its product is annotated as DEAD-box ATP-dependent RNA helicase 8. Bases 375 to 1817 code for a protein of 480 amino acids. Gene Ontology annotation, molecular function: mRNA binding; ATP binding; RNA helicase activity. Gene Ontology annotation, biological process: cytoplasmic stress granule assembly; P-body assembly. The record is from RefSeq and is a predicted model, not a curated record. Gene Ontology annotation, cellular component: cytoplasmic stress granule; P-body. NCBI's taxonomy places the organism in Eukaryota, Viridiplantae, Streptophyta, Magnoliopsida, Proteales, Proteaceae. The transcript has 10 exons.
UAUUAGGAAACCUCUUUCUCUCGAAACGGUCAUGUUGGACACAAAACCCGUCCUCAAAACUCGACUGUUAAGCAUAUCUUGGCGAUUAGGGCAUGGAAACACCAUCGCAAUGAUCCCCUUUUAGUGGACUUUGUUCUUCAUCUCUGUGUUAUAGCCGGAGUGUUAUUCUCCUCAAAAUGGUGUUUUUGGUCUGUGAUUUAAGCCUAAUUCGAAACUUUUCUACUUUAGUUCCCUAGAAUCUUCUCUAUAUCUGUUAUACCAUUGCUGAUCGAAGUUUAUGUCCAAGUCGUUUGUUUAAUAUCUGCAUCGCUCUCUUUUUAGCUGUAGAAUUGAAAAAAUCUCGUUAGGUUCGCUCGGUCCUCCCUCUAGUUCUAAUGAAUACCCGAGGCAGGUAUCCUCCCGGGAUCGGCAACGGUCGUGGUGGAAAUGUUAACUCAAACCCUAACUUUCAAGCUCGAAUCCCUCAGCAGCAGUAUGUGCAGAGGAAUCCCGUCCAAAAUCAGCAGCAGUUUCAGCAACAACAAUGGCUAAGGAGAAAUCCGAUGGGAAACGAUUCUGGUUCUCACGAGGUUGAAAAAGCAGUACAGUCAGAAGCCGUUGAUUCUAGUUCCCAAGACUGGAAGGCACGCCUUAAGAUACCACCAACUGAUACACGCUACAGGACAGAGGAUGUGACUGCUACUAAAGGAAAUGAGUUUGAGGACUAUUUUCUGAAGCGUGAGCUGCUUAUGGGAAUCUAUGAGAAGGGUUUUGAAAGGCCUUCUCCUAUUCAGGAAGAAAGUAUUCCGAUUGCCUUAACUGGUAGCAAUAUUCUUGCUAGAGCUAAAAAUGGAACAGGGAAAACAGCUGCCUUUUGCAUUCCUGCACUGGAGAAAAUUGAUCAAGACAAUAAUGUUAUUCAAGUUAUUAUAUUGGUUCCAACAAGAGAAUUGGCUUUGCAGACAUCACAAGUCUGCAAGGAGCUUGGUAAGCAUUUGAAGAUUCAAAUCAUGGUUACCACAGGAGGAACAAGCUUAAAGGAUGAUAUCAUGCGUUUGUAUCAACCUGUGCAUUUGUUGGUUGGAACACCUGGCAGGAUACUUGAUCUUACAAAAAAAGGUGUUUGCGUCCUGAAAGAUUGCUCAAUGCUUGUUAUGGAUGAGGCAGACAAGCUUUUAUCUCCAGAAUUCCAACCUUCUGUGGAGCAUCUAAUUCGUUUUCUGCCUCCAAACCGGCAAAUUUUGAUGUUUUCAGCAACAUUUCCUGUAACGGUUAAGGAUUUUAAAGAUAGAUACCUACUGAAGCCUUAUGUAAUCAAUCUCAUGGAUGAGCUUACCCUCAAGGGUAUAACACAAUACUAUGCUUUUGUAGAAGAAAGACAAAAGGUCCACUGCCUAAAUACUCUUUUCUCCAAGCUUCAAAUCAACCAGUCAAUUAUAUUUUGCAACUCAGUGAAUCGGGUGGAACUGUUGGCUAAGAAGAUUACAGAACUUGGAUAUUCAUGCUUCUAUAUUCAUGCUAAGAUGUUGCAAGAUCACCGUAACCGGGUAUUUCAUGACUUCAGAAAUGGUGCUUGCAGGAACCUUGUUUGUACUGAUUUGUUUACAAGGGGAAUAGACAUUCAAGCAGUCAAUGUUGUUAUCAACUUUGACUUCCCCAAGAACUCCGAGACUUACCUGCAUAGGGUUGGUCGAUCAGGAAGGUUUGGACACCUUGGAUUAGCUGUUAAUUUGAUCACCUAUGAGGACCGUUUCAACUUGUACAGGAUUGAACAAGAGCUUGGGACUGAAAUCAAGCAAAUUCCUCCACAAAUAGACCAGGGUAUUUACUGCAGGUGACAUGUGGCAGGAAUCUCUCCCUCAACAAUGGUGAGUAAGGCAAAGAUCUGGCUGGUGUACACUCCGAGGAAUAUAUAGUUUGGUUAAGCUUCCUCUGCCCAGAAGGGUAUAUCUUUGAGCCGAAUUAUUGUGGUUUUUCUUGAAUCUAGUAUUCAGGGAAUUGUGGUACAGCACAUGCGACACUUUUUUCAUGAACAUUAUAUGCUGGAUCCUCAUGUUUUGUGAUUCUCUGCUGUAUGUGUAACUCUGUAGUUUACAUAAUGCUGAAACAUGCAUUAGGCUGCGAGAAGCAGCUUUAGAAUGGUUUAUACAUCCAGAGGAUUGGAUCUUUUGUGCUGACGUAAAAUUACUCUGUGCUUUUGUUCAUCUGGAUAAGAUUUGCACCAAUCAAAUUUCUGGUACU